This is a messenger RNA of Suillus subalutaceus, 556 nucleotides long. RefSeq lists its product as uncharacterized. NCBI's taxonomy places the organism in Eukaryota, Fungi, Basidiomycota, Agaricomycetes, Boletales, Suillaceae. The coding region runs from base 74 to 556 and encodes 160 amino acids. The record is from RefSeq and is a predicted model, not a curated record. The transcript has 3 exons.
GAGUACUUAAAGGAGUCGCAGUAGGUUUAAAAGACGCACUUCAUCCUGCUCAUACCAGCACCCCAUCUUUACAAUGGGUACUUCCACUGGAGUAUGCUCACCCUGUCAUUCAACGGAAUGUCAUCUGCCUCUCGUCAUCGUCCCACUGCAAGAUGCUAGUGGAACGCCGAGAUCGUCGUUCAAUCACUGUCACGAUUCCAUGACUGAUGGCACUCCACUGCCGAGCGUCGAACAGUCAUCGCCGAACCCACCCAACAACUGUAUCGUAAUCAUACAGAACAACUAUAUUGCGGAGGGAGGAACCAUCAAUAUAUUUUCAAGUCACUGCAACGGUUCUACCGUGACCAAGUUAGAACACGUCACUGCAACUGCAGAGUCCACACCCUUGGAGCCUCCGUCAGCAACGCAGGCAGAGCCCACGGAGCACGGUCGUGCAAGCAUAGUAUUGAGCGGCAACACGUUUGGCGAGUGCGUCAUGAUAAACGUAGGAUCGCCAAAUUGCACUGGAGCUGUUAAACAAACCGCUCUUGCGUCCCAAAUUGACCGCAACGUCUAG